AAGAUUGCCAUCUCUCGAAUUUACAAAUUUGAGCUCUUAGGCCCAACGUACUCAACAUCAAUACACAUCCAAAUAGUUUUUGUGUUUUCAGUAAUUCGCCAAAAUGUCUAAAAGGCAUAUUGAUGACUCAAGCAGUGGGCAGCCGCCCAUCAAGAAGAUCCACUUUGAACCUCACCUUAUCGGACCAGUUUCCACUCUGGAAGAGAUGGACAUAAAAGUGUUACAGUUCCAAAAUAAGAAAUUGGCUCAGAGGAUUGAGCAAAGGUUGAGGACAGAAGCUGAGCUGCGGCAGAGGAUUGAGCAGUUGGAGAAGAGGCAGACCCAGGACGAUGCCGUUCUUAACGUGGUUAAUCGCUACUGGAAUCAGCUGAAUGAAGACAUCCGUGUUUUGCUUCAGCGAUUCGACGCGGAAACUGCGGAUGAAUCCGAGAACAAGAACGAGAAUGAGGCGACCACGUCUUUCCUCAUGCAAUUGUCCACAUGGGAUAAGGAGGAACUGGAUGAUAAAUUGGCGAAUCGCGUGCAGGUCUCCAAAAGGGCCGUGGCAAAAGUCAUUCAAGCAUUCGAUCGGCUGAUGCAGCGCAACGAGAAAAUUACGUUGGCGUUGAAGGGUGAACUCGAAGGGCAGGAUGCCCCCGCGGUGGACGAGGUGAUCAGAGAUGCCAAUGUGCAGCUACAGGCGGAGAACCAUCAUCUCCAGGGCAUGCAUACCUCGCUGCAGGAGAAGUACCACAACAUUAGCUUGAGGAUGUCUGGUCUUCAGGACUCUGUUACGGCCAAGGAAACGGAAAUCGCUGAGUUAAAGAACCAGAUAGACGAUUUGCAGUACGAUUUGGAUAAGGUCAGGACGAGGAACGAUAAAUUGGAGAACCAUUUGGGCGAGGCUAUUGAGAAACUGAAGAUCUAUCAUCACAUGCACGGAGAUCCGGAGAAGACUGGAGAGAAGUCUAGCAACAAGCAGGUCGUUCAGAGCAACGUUCCUCAGGCUAAAUUGGAAGAUCUCACCAAGGAGGUCGAGGAAUGGCGCGAGCUGGCGAACAACAGGCUGCAGGAACUCGACAAAUUACACCAGACCCAUCGCGAAACUCUCAAGGAAGUUGAAAAACUAAAAAUGGAUAUCCGACAAUUACCUGAAAGUGUUAUAGUGGAGACGACUGAGUACAAAUGUUUGCAAUCGCAAUUCUCUGUGCUUUAUAACGAAUCUAUGCAACUCAAGACUCAACUGGACGAGGCCCGACAACAAUUACAGACUAGCAAGAACGUACAUCUAAGGAACAUUGAAAUGAUGGAGAGCGAAGAAUUGAUUGCUCAAAAGAAAUUAAGACAAGAGGUUAUGCAACUGGAAGAUGUUUUGGCACAGCUGAGGAAGGAGUACGAAAUGCUGCGGAUCGAGUUCGAACAGAAUUUGGCCGCAAACGAACAAACCGGACCCAUUAACAGAGAAAUGAGACAUUUGAUCACUUCACUGCAAAACAAUACACAACAAUUGAAAGGUGAAGUGCAGAGGUACAAAAGGAAAUACAAGGAAGCGAACGGUGAAAUUCCGAAGUUGAGGAAAGAAAUCGAAGAUUUGCAAGCUAAGUUGGAGCAGCAACAGAACGCAGCACAAGACACGAAGGAGGUGUUCAAGCAGGAAGUAGUUAAGGAGGAGGAUAACGCCGGCUCUGAAUCGUCGGCGCAGAUCAAAGAAGAAUCGUCUGCACAAUCAGUUAAGAAAGAGGAGGAUGAAGGUGAACAGACUGAAGAUGCGGGAGGCAGUGAAAAGCCAACCGACGGUGGAGCCGCAGGGUCUCCGACUAUUAAGAAGGAGGGCGUGAAAGUGGAGAAAGGAACAGUUAAGAAGGAAGCGGUCGUUAAAACAGAGAAAGAUAAUAGAGAUGCCCAAAGAGCCAAAGAAGCUAAGAUUGCUGAGAAUGAAAUGAUCAGGGAUUUGAAGGCGCAAUUGAAGAAAGCUCUGAAUGAGCAGAAAGAGAUGAAAUUACUACUGGAUAUGUAUAAAGGAGUUAGUAAGGAACAGCGGGAUAAGGUGCAGCUCAUGGCGUCCGAAAAGAAACUGCGAACGGAAAUCGACGAUAUGCGUCAACAAUUGAAGAAAGUCCAGGAGAGCAAGCGCGAGGAUCGCAAGAAGUUGGCUGACGAAGAUGCGCUUAGGAAAAUUAAGCAGCUUGAAGAGCAGAAGUACGAGCUGCAGAAGCAAGUGGCCAAUCAGAAACCUGUUGAUGGCAAUUGGGCGGGACACAAUGUGCUGCAUCAGAUGCGGCCGUUCGUUGGGUCGCACGAGGAAGAAGCUCUGCUGAACGAAAUGGAGGUGACUGGGCAAGCUUUCGAGGAUAUGCAGGAGCAAAACUCGAGGUUGAUCCAACAGCUGAGAGAAAAGGACGACGCUAAUUUUAAGCUGAUGACGGAGCGAAUCAAAUCGAAUCAGUUGCACAAGUUAGCCAGGGAGGAGAAGGAUGUUCUGAAGGAGCAAGUCUCUACGUUGACGACACAAGUGGAAGCAACGAACGUUGUUGUGAGAAAGCUUGAGGAAAAGGAGCGUAUCCUUCAGAACACUCUUGCCACCGUGGAAAAAGAAUUGGCUUUACGGCAGCAAGCUAUGGAGGUCCACAAGAGGAAAGCCAUAGAGUCCGCUCAGAGUGCAGCGGAUCUGAAAUUGCAUUUAGAAAAAUACCAUUCCCAAAUGAAGGAGGCGCAGCAGGUGGUCGCAGAAAAGACGAGUUCCUUGGAAGCCGAAGCGUACAAGACAAAGAGACUUCAGGAGGAAAUAGCGCAACUAAAACGUAAGGCAGAACGUAUGAAAAAAAUGGAAUUGGCUGGCACUACAUUAGACGAAGUAAUGAUGGAGGAAAUUCGAGAGUACAAAGAGACUCUCACGUGUCCUUCGUGUAAAGUUAAGCGGAAGGAUGCAGUGCUUUCCAAAUGUUUCCACGUUUUUUGUUACGACUGCCUUAAGACGCGUUACGAGACCAGGCAGAGGAAGUGCCCGAAGUGCAAUUGCGCUUUCGGUGCGAACGACUACCAUCGGCUAUACCUUUCCAACUAGUAUAUUUAUAUAUUUAAAUACUAAAAAUAAUUAUUUCGUAUUACCUAAGCAAAAUUGUAAAUCAUGCGAAACGAUUUUAAUAUUUAAAAUUUAUGAUUUAAUGUUCCAAUUUACAAACUAUAAUCAAUGCAUUCCUUCGGAAGGAACGCUGUCUUUCGGAAGGGAUAAAACGUUGUACAAUUUUUUUUAAUAUAUA
Nicrophorus vespilloides is the source of this 3239-nucleotide messenger RNA. RefSeq names its product E3 ubiquitin-protein ligase Bre1 (gene Bre1). Bases 104 to 3043 code for a protein of 979 amino acids. Gene Ontology annotation, cellular component: nucleus; HULC complex. The transcript has 8 exons. NCBI's taxonomy places the organism in Eukaryota, Metazoa, Arthropoda, Insecta, Coleoptera, Silphidae. Gene Ontology annotation, molecular function: ubiquitin protein ligase activity; metal ion binding. The record is from RefSeq and is a predicted model, not a curated record.